Molecule: messenger RNA, 974 nt
Organism: Quercus robur (English oak)
Lineage: Eukaryota; Viridiplantae; Streptophyta; Magnoliopsida; Fagales; Fagaceae
Exons: 4
Coding region: 74-664 (196 amino acids)
Cellular component (GO): chloroplast
Molecular function (GO): metal ion binding
Source: RefSeq, a predicted model, not a curated record
CGGAUUAGGAUAGGGAGCGAAGAAGCACAAAAACAGUCACUGAAAGCUAAAAAGCAAAGCAGAGUGAACCAAAAUGGCAACCAAUGGAGUCUCAAUCUCAGCAACAUUCUCAGUUUCUGCUUCCGCUUAUCCCGUAAAACCACUCCGUACGACUCCCAAUAACAGCCCUUUUCUGAGGUUGCCGUUUCGAAACCAUGUCGUUUCGAAUUCUUUCCAACAACGUUUCACAAUUAAAGAGAUAAACACGAAGAAGCAGAAGCAGCUGCUGAGAAUAGUGAGGUCUGUGGAAGAAGAAACCCAAAUAAUUCCAGAGGAACAACAACUUGGAGAAGCAGAAGUAGAAACGUCGUCGUCUUCGCCGGACCAACCUGCCGUUUCGGUACCCGUUUCUCCUUCUGACAUCCUUACCAUGUUCUUUCAGGCAGAGGGAGUCAUGAAUGAAGCAACUGUUCCUACUGUCACCAAAGCCUUAGAGGAAACAGAGGGCAUUACUAAUUUGAAGGUUAAAGUGGUUGAGGGCAUUGCAAGUGUUGAGUUGACAAAACAGACAACAGUACAAGCUACAGGAGUAGCUUCUAGUUUGGUUGAGACCAUACAAGGUUCAGGCUUCAAGCUGCAAACUUUGAAUUUGAGUUUUGAAGAUGAAGAGGAUUCCGUUGCCUAGAACUUACGAAACUCAGAAAAAAUUUAUUUAUCCAUGAGCUCUAUUUCCUUAGAAUCUUGGUAUGUAGGCAUAUGAUUAGACAUACUGAACUGGUGGUGGUGGUGGUGGUGAAAUACUGAAAUCAUUGCAAUGCUCAAGAGAUGUAAAAUGAUACUGCUUUACCAAGAUCAUUUUUAAAAUUCGAGUUGGCAAAUGUUGUUAUGCAGUGAUUGUGAUGUUUGCUAGGUAAAAUGAUGUUUCAAGCAAGUUUUCGGGUUUGGUUCUGCCCAUCAUAUCAAUGGCACUUUUUCAAGGUUCCAUUUUCACUGCA